UCAGGAAGUGUUGAGGUUUAUGGGUUUUCCGUGUAUCCUGGACGUUUAGAAGAUAUUCCAUGCAUGCUACGGGCGACCAAAUGGAGCAAUAGGUCAAGUUUAUUAGAUCUUCUUACGCAUGCGCCACUCCUGAGUCAAUCGAACACCUCCAUGUCCCACCGUCAAACGGGGCAUAAAGCUCAGCAAUCCUCUGUAGUGAUGGGACAGUAAUGAACUGUCAAUGACAGUCGUGUAACCCAGACUUAACUCAUGUGGAUGUCUCGAUCGUUCGUUCUAGUCGGUGUUAGGUUGAUGCCUCGGAAAAACCUCCACGCCACUUGGCGGAAUUAAGGGAAGUAGCAAAAGAAAUAAAAUCAUGUUUGAGAAUUUCAGAGAGAAACUGCAGACGGUGCAGCAGGAUUUCACAACAGGGAUCAAGACCCUGGGUGAGAAAUCCAAGGAGGCCAAAGUAAAAAAGAAGCAAAGAAGAGAGGACCACCUUCCUCAAUAUUCAGCUGGAGUGGAAUUACUCAGUCGGUAUGAAGACACUUGGGAGACGCUUCAUAAAAGUGCAAAAGAAUGCGCCAAAGCUGGAGAGGCAGCAGACGGGGAGGUGGUCAUGCUGUCGGCCCACUGGGAGAAGAGGCGCUCCGGGUUGGUGGACCUUGAGGAGCAGCUCCAGCAGGUCCCGGCCUUCCUCAGCGACCUGGAGACCGUCACGUCCCGCAUCGCUCAAAUGGAAGCUGACUUUGAGGAGAUGGAGAGCCGUCUGAUGUACCUGGAGAAUCUGUGUGCCCAAUGCGAACAGCAGCGCUUUAAGCACUUUCAGAACCUUCAGCUGGAGAACUAUAAGAAGAAAAAAAGGAAAGAACUGGAGUCCCUCAAAGCGGAGCUGCAUUCUGAGCAUGCCCAGAAGGUGCUGGACAUGGAGCAUGCCCAGCAGGCGAAGCUGAAGGAGCGUCAGAAGUUCUUCGAGGAGGCGUUCCAGCAGGACAUGGAGCAGUAUCUCUCCACAGGCUACCUCCAGAUCGCCGAUCGGAGAGAGCCAUUAGGAAGCAUGUCCUCCAUGGAGGUGAACGUGGACAUGCUGGAGCAGAUGGACCUGACGGACGUCUCUGACCACGAGGCCCUGGAUGUCUUCUUGAACUCGAGCGGGGAGGACAACAGCGCCGCCUCACCGGUCUCAGGUCCGGAGCAGGACUCCUUGUCCAGCGCUGAAGCUGAGAUCUCCCUGAAGGUGCCCACUCGGGUGGAACUGGGCCAUGGCCUCCCCUCUGCCUCCACGGCAUCGACCCGCAGCGAGUCGGCCAGCCUGGAGACGGAAGGGCCCGACGAGGAGGAUGAGGAGGAGGAAGAGGAGACCAGCCUGGGGGACGCGCCGGUGGUGGCGUCCGACGAGGAGGACGUGCAGCCAGACACAGUGCUGACCGUCCUCCCUGAGCCUGACGAGCCGCCCAGGAUCUCGGACGACAGCGACUCGCUGACCCCGUGACCCCGUGGGUGAGCACCACGGCGGGAGGCAAAACGAGACGAAAAGCGAUCAAAGCAGAGACUGCAGAGAGAUUUCGCUCAGACUCUUAAAACACUGGACACUUUCCUUUCCUUCCAGAAAUGUUGCCCGUGUGCAGACUGACAAUACUGUGUGUGUUCAGGAGCAGCACUUCCUGUCUGGGAUGCUCCUGUUUGUUUGUUUGUUUGUUUGUUCUGCUUUUUCCAGCAAAUCAAUGUAGAUCAUAUAUUCUACAAUUUUUCUCAGUAUUACAUGGGAAUGAUCUCCCCCCUAUCCCCAACAGAGGUGUAUCUAGAACAAAUAAAAGUGUUUUUUUUUUUCAUUCUUGCUAUUAACACAA
This is a messenger RNA of Alosa alosa (allis shad), 1829 nucleotides long. RefSeq names its product dystrobrevin binding protein 1a (gene dtnbp1a). Gene Ontology annotation, biological process: anterograde synaptic vesicle transport; platelet dense granule organization; negative regulation of protein kinase activity. NCBI's taxonomy places the organism in Eukaryota, Metazoa, Chordata, Actinopteri, Clupeiformes, Clupeidae. Bases 356 to 1471 code for a protein of 371 amino acids. The record is from RefSeq and is a predicted model, not a curated record. Gene Ontology annotation, cellular component: synaptic vesicle membrane; plasma membrane; cytoplasm. The transcript has 10 exons.